Penicillium odoratum is the source of this 1221-nucleotide messenger RNA. RefSeq lists its product as uncharacterized. Bases 1 to 1221 code for a protein of 406 amino acids. NCBI's taxonomy places the organism in Eukaryota, Fungi, Ascomycota, Eurotiomycetes, Eurotiales, Aspergillaceae. The transcript is spliced from 6 exons. The record is from RefSeq and is a predicted model, not a curated record.
AUGGAGGACCCCGAAAGAAACACUGUUCCUGUGCAUGAUGAACCCCCUCCGCUCCCAUAUUCGUUACACACAAGGAAAAAGUCGAUCGCCUUUUUUUGGACUAUAUUUGUGCUUGAUACGUUAGGCCAGCCGGUCGGGUUAUACUGGGGGCUAUGGUACGGAACCAAUCUGUCGCAUAAUUUGGUAUUUUCUAUUGUCACUGCUUGUCUGGGAGGUAUUUCUGUUUUUGAAUACUUCUAUCGUCUACACAACCUCAUCCGUAAGAACUCGCGCGCCCGGCCGCUGAAUGCUCGAAAAUCAUGGCUGGACUUUUUCCAUAUCAACUUCACUAUCGUCUGGCUCAUUCUGGCUGUUGAGUUGAUUGUUGGAACCGUACCUCAAGAGCCAUACGUGCGCCUCGUCGCUAUGGUCCUCCCAACCGUUAUGUUCUAUUUCGGAAUCGUCCACCUCGUCCUCGACAUCCUACGCAUGUCCGGCUUCAAAGCCCCCUUCCGCAUCUCCUCCACCCCCAAAGGCUCCGUAAUGCCAACAGCACUAUACGCCCUCAUCGAAGAUGUCGUCGCUGUCGACGGCGGGGGUGGCCAAAUUUACCGCUACGCCCUCCGAACCCGAUAUUUAUCCAGCCCAUACUUCCGCCGCAUGCUAUUCGAAAUGAACUGUUUCUGGAGCGGGGGGUCAAUACUCUGCGCAGCAGCCAUCACCGCAAUUAUCUUCACAGUCUCAGAGCCCGUUGCAUUCACGCUCGGCUGGUCCCUUCCGUUCGCUUGGGCUCUGGUCUGGACUGCUAUUACCAUCCCCUGGGUACAGAGUGAUCUGCGCCGCGAAAAGAAGGCCUGGGCGGAGAAUAGGGGACAAGGUGGUAUUCCCUGGGUGGACGAUAUUGACGCGCCAACUGCGCGCACGCGUUUCGCUUCUGUCCAGGAUCGGAUUAUACCGUGGAACCGAGAGAAGCAGAGCGUGCCGUCGACUCCUUCUGUUGAUGGCGCGCAUGAUGGGACUCAGAAGCCCGAGGCUGAAAAGGUCGUUGCGGGGGCUCCUAGUGUUCCUGCUAAUGCCCAUAGGCCUGAGUAUAUUCUUCUCGGUGAAAGUACGGCAGAAACGACGAAUAGCGCUGCUCCUGACGAGAAAGCUGAGCUUCCUGCUGCCGAAACGACUGGCGAGGCGCCUACUUCAAGUACUGCUACCACUGGCGACCAGAUGAACAGCCAUUUGAAAAUUUAA